Molecule: messenger RNA, 2676 nt
Organism: Gadus morhua (Atlantic cod)
Lineage: Eukaryota; Metazoa; Chordata; Actinopteri; Gadiformes; Gadidae
Gene: pip4k2ca
Product: phosphatidylinositol-5-phosphate 4-kinase, type II, gamma a
Exons: 10
Coding region: 311-1564 (417 amino acids)
Biological process (GO): phosphatidylinositol phosphate biosynthetic process
Cellular component (GO): plasma membrane
Molecular function (GO): 1-phosphatidylinositol-5-phosphate 4-kinase activity; 1-phosphatidylinositol-4-phosphate 5-kinase activity
Source: RefSeq, a predicted model, not a curated record
UUCACCUGUCACUCCAGGGGGACCACGUGGGGUACAGGUGCUGGAGUGGGCGGGGCGGGUGGUGAAGUUAUGACGCUGUCUGUCAACCUGCGAUCCAUUAAAAAAAAGUCAGUUUGCUAGAAUAUGUCUUAGAUAAGCUGUAUACGUAUACUUACAAAAACUCCGACUUUUAAGCAGACGUUUCCGUCCGCGUUUGGCUUUAAGGGGUAGGCACAGCUAAGUUGUGCGAGGGAACACAUACUGUAUGUUAGCUUGUUGGCUAGUCGCUAGCCGUCAGUGAGGAGAACAUACGAGCCGAGAGCACCUUGUGAUGGCUUCUCUCGGCAACUCGGGGGCCAUCUCCAGUCCCAUGGUCAUACUGGCCCCCAAAACCAAGACGAAAAAGAAACACUUCGUCCAGCAGAAGGUGAAGGUGUUCCGUGCGAGCGACCCCGUGCUGAGCGUGUUGAUGUGGGGCGUCAAUCACUCGAUCAAUGAUCUGAACCAGGUGCCUGUCCCCGUGAUGCUGCUGCCCGAUGACUUCAAAGCAAACACAAAGAUCAAAGUCAACAACCACCUCUUCAACAAAGAGAAUCUCCCAGGGCAUUUUAAGUUCAAAGAAUACUGUCCUCAGGUAUUCAGAAAUUUGAGGGAACGGUUUGGGAUCGAGGAUUUGGAUUACCAAGUUUCACUGACGCGGAGCCCCCCUGUUCGGAGUGCAGAAGCCCAGGGAGAGGGACUGCUGCUCCACUCUGAAGACCACACCCUAGUGGUCAAGCAGAUCUCCAGCGAGGAUGUGGCAGAUAUGCACAACAUCCUGUCUGAGUACCAUCAGCACAUCGUCAAGUGCCACGGCAGCACCCUGCUGCCCCAGUUCCUGGGGAUGUACCGCGUGACCGUGGACAACGAGGAGACCUACCUGAUCGUCAUGAGGAACAUGUUCAGCCACAGGCUUGUGGUGCACAGGAAAUACGACCUCAAGGGCUCCCUGGUGUCCCGUGAAGCCAGCGACAAAGAGAGGGGCAAGGAGCUCCCUACCUUCAAGGACAUGGACUUCAGAAACAACAUGCAGAAAGUGUACGUCACUGACGAGCAGAAGGAGAAGGUUAUGGAGAAACUGAACAGGGAUGUGGAGUUCCUGGUUAAGCUGAAGAUCAUGGACUACAGCCUCCUCCUGGGCAUCCACGACGUGGGCCGGGCCGAGCGCGACGAGGAGGAGGGCGACGAGGCGUCCAACGACGAGGACCUGGAGACGGAGAACGGCGUGGCCCCGGGCCCGGCCGCGGCCUCCUACGGCACCUCUCCAGAGGGCAUAGCGGGGUACAUGUCUUCCUGUAAGCCCCUGGGGCCCGGGGAGUUUGACCCCUACGUAGACGUCUACGCUAUCUCCAGUGUCCCAGGAGCCCCCCAGCGGGAGGUGUACUUCAUGGGCCUGAUCGACGUGCUCACUCAGUACGACACCAAGAAGAAGGCCGCGCACGCAGCCAAGACGGUGAAGCACGGGGCCGGAGCUGAGAUCUCAACGGUCCACCCAGAACAAUACGCCAAGCGGUUUCGUGAAUUCAUCUCAAACAUCUUUGCAUAGCGUAGUGUGACACGCAAGGCCGUGAUUGGUCUGAUCCAGCAUGCGUUCACGUGAUUUUUUUUGUUAUAGAUCCAAAUGAACUUUCCAUUUGUUUGUGAUGCUAGUUACCAUCGACCAAAAAAGCACAUUUGGAUCAGACUACUUCCAUUGUUGUAAUAAUGUGUACUACUGCUUAUGCAUCUAUUUAUUUGAAAGGGUGACAUCAGUGAAUUAGAUUCCACAUUAAUGAAGAAAAGCACUCCGACUGUCUUGACAAUUAGGAAAGCUACUUUGAACUGGCUGUUUCAUGAAUCAGACUGGGUCCAUAUAUUUAAAGAUGACAAAAUAAGCUUAAUAUUUCUAUAUAGAAAUUGGCCCUUUGCUUGUUUGCUUCACGAAGAUGUGCCAAAAGUGUACCAUCAGAUUUUUAAAAAAGAAGAAACGAUUAGACUAAAUCAGGCUUUUUUUCUUUUUCAAAUAGUUUGCCAGAUUAGUAUUUGAGAAGUAUUUGAGAAGGUGUUGUGAACCGUGUUUCCACCCCAUAAAUUAUAGUUAACUGAGUGAUGUAUUGUGGUUUUCCUCGAAGAUUCAGAGAGAAUCCAACCGGGUCAGUUUAGUUAACCCUGUGACCCGUCACAGCCCACAAAGGGACUCUCCUCUACCAAAGUGCACCUACAAUGUCAGCCAACGCUAGUCUGACCAACGCUGAUGACGCACAAACUAACGCGAGGGAAGCGGAAUAAGUUUGUUGACUAACCUCCCACACACGUGCAGAGUUGGCCCAUAUCUGAUCCUCUGUAAUGCCAUGGGGUUCAUUCGUUAAAUGUUUUACAGCAAACUGAUCAUUGUGAUGAGUAAGAAAGCCCCCCAUGUAACUAGGGGUAAAUCAGUGUAUUUCAUAACCAUUGGUGUUGGCUUGUUACAAUUGUCUUAAAUGUGAGAAGAGAACACUACAUUUGAACAGCUUUAUGCAAUUAGCCUUAAUAAAGUAAUGGAGUAAUAUCAUAGCAACCUAAUACACUGGAAAGACAAAAUGUUUUCUCUGUAUAAUGCCUCAUGAAGGUAUGAUUGCACAUCAUGCAUUUUUGCUAAUCAGCUUUUGGACCAAAAUAUAUUUUACAAAGAACUUUUGA